GAAGAAUUUCUCGAACUUGAACGGCCCAGAACUAGGCUGGUAGAACAUUUCUCAUUGCCUGGGUGCGAAUGGCACAACCGAAGGGGAAACGGCUGAAAACAUGCUUGCCCACCUGCACCCUUCACCAGCCCCUGUCCGGGAAGCAGGUGAAGCAGAACUAUCCACUCAGUGUGGAAGAGGCAGUCUGCGGCCUCAUCACUUUCUUCUACGAGGUGUCCUACCGGUUUCAGGCUCUGAUGGAGAUCUUUGAACAAGAUGAUGUUGCUCUGCCCAGAGUUGCUGCCUAUUUCCGUAAGAUAACCCAAGAAGAGGAGAAGAAUGCACAAACCUUACUUGACUACCAGACAGAGCGAGGAGGGCACUACUGCCCAAAAAAUAUUCAGAAACCCCGAUGCGAAUCGGUGCGUAAUAUUCUCCAGGCGCUGGAGCUGACGUGCCACCAGUGGAAAACUGCGGCGUCCUUCCUGGAAGAACUCUGUGCGCUGAGCAAAAGCCUUGCCGACCCUCAUACUGCCAGCUUCGUCAAAAAACGUCUACUUGUUCCCAAAAUCGAACGGAUCAAAGUGGCCGGCGACCUAAUCACUAACGCCAACCGAUUGGGCUGCAGUGACGAUGGGGAGAUGAGCUUUGGCGAGUACCUGAUCGACCGUCUCCAGGAAGAAUUGAAGCCUUCUGCCUGAAUUACUCAGCGGUUUUACUAAUCUCCAAAGACCAAAGAUCGGAACAUUUUUAGUAACGUUGCAACGAGUUUUUUUUUAACACGCCCCCUUUUCCGGUUGUAUAGAUACAGAGUCUUAAAUCAAAACCGUAUUCCUUUUUUUUAAAUAAACUUCACUUAAUAGUAAUGAAAAUGGAUAAAUCAGGUUGAAUAUCGAUAUUUCAUACACGAUCGAUCUAAUGGGAUCUUUGUUGUUACUUGGAAGAAUUAGAGCCACUGUCUAAUCGUUUCCAAACAUCACGUUCCUUUUCUAUUUAAGCACUAAAGGUCUUGUUUUCUUUAUUCUUAUUAUAGAAAAUAGUGGAAAUAAGAACCUAAUUUUGUUUCAAACGCCGAAACAUCCGCUUUACAUAGUGUGUUUUUGUUCCCUACCCUGGUCCCGAUAAAAACCGAACUGAGAUUGUUUUCAGAAAUCUAAGCGAUAAUUGUAUGCGCCCCAGGGAAUACCCCGGUAAGUACUGUCGUUGUCCUGAUGGAUGACGACACGAAAUGUUGACAGUUUACUUUCCCCAAGCUGCUGCUAUACCUGCUGAGUUCUUUCUACAAAUUGUUUGAUACCCUCAUAAAACCCCGGUAUCCAGGACUGUUACUCAUUCCUAAAUUCGAAUUCUGUUGCAGCGCAGUGUUAGAGCGGGACACGCCCCCUAUAAUUAGGUACAUUUAUCGGACUAUUUAUGAAUGGUUUUCAUGGUCCUACAGGAGAGACUGCAGGUACUGGAAUCUGGAGCGGAUUGGUUGUUGCUCUUGGUCCAGCAGUAAUUCUCGGACCGUCCUUCUUCCCAGUACUUUUUACAUAUUUCCAUACUUCUGAGAACAAGCUGGUCGGUAGAUAACUAAUGCUUACACAGCGCUCUCUUUAAAAAAUGAACUCCCUGUGUCGUGUUCUAGUUUAGAUGAAACCAGGCUAUGCUCAACGGUAAUAAUAGAUUUUUUUUUAUUUUUUCGAGGACUACGCAAAAGGCUUGCGGGGAGAUUAAGUGACACGGUUUACUCGGAAAUGAAAGUCAUGCACAUUACUUGAAGGACAUCAUGGGCGGUCUGUUUUAUUCUUUAAUCGGGCUCGGGGCAUGUCCUUAUUUUUGCUGAAAAUUUUGGUUUCCACUCCAUCAAGUGUCUAAAGUUACGACAUUUGAUUUAUAACACUCCAUUCCCGACAUAUCCCGCUCAAAAAUAAUUGGAUUGCGAGAAAUUUUUAAUGUAGUAAGGUGCGAUGUAUGUUUAAAAUCGGCGAUUUCCCCUCCUCGGGACUGUGAUCGCUUGCAAACUUACCCUGCUGUCCGUUCGUAGCAUAUAUGUCAGAAGCAAUUAUUUAUUCCUGGUGCAGCUCCGGUUGCGUACACUUUUAUUCCAACAAGACUGAAGAUUUCAGAACGAAUAUUUUAAACUGCAGCUUUGUAAUAUUUUAAGAAAUCGAAAUAUUUUAUUAAGAAAUGAACUUAUUCAUAAAACUGUUUGAAAUCUGUUUUCUAUUCUACAAUUUAAAGUCUCUACAAUUUAAAGUAUUUUCAUAUCUUCCUUAACGCCCCAUGGAGUGGUUUACAAAUAAUUUGUUGAAUUGGUUCCUUUUUCUGUAAGGAUAAGAUUUGUUUGUUUGGUAUGGAUUCAUAUGGUUUUAUACUGUUGCAAUUUGUGUCACACAUUUUCAAUAAAAUGCGUAUAUCUCAGUUCAGAACCGAAUAUAGUCCGGGAGAUUGU
Mobula hypostoma (lesser devil ray) is the source of this 2413-nucleotide messenger RNA. Its product is annotated as Ferritin light chain, oocyte isoform-like. Gene Ontology annotation, molecular function: ferric iron binding; ferrous iron binding. The record is from RefSeq and is a predicted model, not a curated record. NCBI's taxonomy places the organism in Eukaryota, Metazoa, Chordata, Chondrichthyes, Myliobatiformes, Myliobatidae. Gene Ontology annotation, biological process: iron ion transport; intracellular iron ion homeostasis. Gene Ontology annotation, cellular component: cytoplasm. The transcript is spliced from 3 exons. Bases 69 to 680 code for a protein of 203 amino acids.